Paramecium pentaurelia is the source of this 527-nucleotide messenger RNA. The record is from the annotation of a GenBank genome assembly. NCBI's taxonomy places the organism in Eukaryota, Ciliophora, Oligohymenophorea, Peniculida, Parameciidae.
UUAUGCAAAAAGAAUUAUAAGGCAGUAAUUCUAAAUCCACUAAAAAAAGAGUUAAGGAAAGAAGUGUUAUUGAUGCUCUACAUAGAGUUAGAGAAUGGAGAAGAAUAUAUGAAGAAGGUAAGUCUUCAUAAAAUACAAACUAACCAAGGAUUAGUCUCUAAGAAGCAGCAAAUUUAGUUAAAAUUCCAAAGAAAACAUUAGAAGACUAUAUUUAAAUAUUCAAUAAAGUUAGUUUAAUUUGUCAAAUUGAGGAUUUUUCUAAUAAGAGAAUGGGAUUUCUGAGAUCAUUUAUUUAAAAAAAUAAAGCAAUUAUUAAAACAGCUGCUCAAAUUAGAAAGUAAAUAAAAAAAGAAUGUGUAGAUGUUAAAAAUGAAGAUUCUUUUUAAAAUAAUUUAAAGAUAGAAUUUGAAAAUAUGAGCAAUAUUAAAAAUAUUAAAUACGAGGAUUUAAAUAAUGAUAAAAUUUAUGAAGCUAAGUUAGAAAUUAAAGAAGAGGAAUCAGAAUCCAAAAACUAAAAUUAAUUUUGA